GGGAGAGGAAGGAAUGAAAAUUACCAGAAAUAUGGGGGACUUGAGGCAUUCACUAAAAGAUGAAAUGACCUGUUCUUCUCACUAGAACAAAAUAUGCCUAAUAAAAGCCCCUACAAAAGCGCUUCUGUGUUUGGUUCCGAUUAUCAAACAGUUGGUGGGCACAGACACCUCUCUGUUCCUUCCUCUUUUUCCACUCAAUCUCCUCCCUCUCUCUCUAUUCCCUCUCCUCUGCAACACCUCUCUCUCUUUCUCUCUCUCAUGGGAGAUCCUCCACGUGCACCGGCGCAGAAUUUCUACAGCAUCCUCGGAAUCCCAAAAACUGCAACCCUUACAGAUAUAUGCAAAGCUUACAAAUCCCUUGUCAUGAAAUGGAAUCCCGAUAAGAAUCCGAACAACAAAUCUGAUGCCGAAGUCAAGAUCAAAUCUAUCAAUGAAGCCUAUAGGGUUCUUAGUACGAAGAAGAGAGAAGAAUAUUUUAACAUCGACGACCAAAAAUCGCCGGAAAAUUCGUUUCAUAACCGGAAAGAUGACGAGGUCUUCCCUUCCAGCCCGUCUCUUCUAUCUCGGAAUGCUAGCCGGAGGAGCCACACACCAACGCCGAGUCCAAGAAACUUACCGAAAAGUGCGAGCCGGAGAAGCACAACUCCACCGCCGAGUUUAUCGAGAAGCUCAAGUCGGAGUAGUACUUCGAGCACCCGAGAACAACCAGAUUCUCUAUCGAAAAUUACGAGUCGCCGGAGCACCACGCCGAUCAUUUUUUCGCAGUCGACCGCUCGGAGAAAACCUCAGCCCAUUGAGAAAAUGCUGGAGUGCACGCUUGAGGAGUUGUGCAAUGGUUGCGUGAAAAAGAUCAAAAUUACAAGAGAGGUCAUCUCAAACACCGGGCUAAUUAUACAAGAACAGGAGAUACUGAAGAUAAGAGUGAAGCCAGGAUGGCAAAAAGGAACAAAAAUCACAUUUGAAGGCAAGGGAGACCAGAAACCAGGCACCCUCCCAGCUGAUAUAAUCUUUCAAAUCGACGAAAAGAGACACCCUAUUUAUAACAGAGAUGGUGAUGAUUUGGAGCUUGUAGUUGAAAUUCCUCUGCUUCAAGCUCUCACAGGUUGCACAAUAACUGUCCCUCUGCUGGGAGGGGAGAAGAUGACUCUCUCAAUAAUGGAGGACAUCAUAUAUCCUGGCUAUGAAAAGAUCAUUCCUGGCCAAGGGAUAACUAAAUCCAAGGAAGAAGGCAGGAGGGGUGACCUUCGACUCAAAUUUCUCGUCGAGUUUCCCACAGAAUUGAGCNAGGAGGGGAGAAGAUGA
Messenger RNA from Ilex paraguariensis (yerba mate), 1302 nucleotides. The record is from the annotation of a GenBank genome assembly. Lineage: Eukaryota; Viridiplantae; Streptophyta; Magnoliopsida; Aquifoliales; Aquifoliaceae.